Messenger RNA from Echinops telfairi (small Madagascar hedgehog), 6923 nucleotides. It is a transcript of the gene CCDC88C, whose product is annotated as coiled-coil domain containing 88C. Bases 1 to 5760 code for a protein of 1919 amino acids. Gene Ontology annotation, biological process: cytoskeleton-dependent intracellular transport; cytoplasmic microtubule organization. The transcript is spliced from 29 exons. Lineage: Eukaryota; Metazoa; Chordata; Mammalia; Afrosoricida; Tenrecidae. Gene Ontology annotation, cellular component: cytoplasm; centrosome. Gene Ontology annotation, molecular function: dynein light intermediate chain binding; microtubule binding. The record is from RefSeq and is a predicted model, not a curated record.
AUGGCCCCAUUAAUGGCUUUUGGUGAGAACGUGCAAGGCAGGGAGGUGGCACGCGUGAAAACUUUUGGCCCCUUCGGAAGCGGCGACCAGGACAACCUGACCAUGUACAUGGAUUUAGUGGACGGAAUCUUUUUGAACCAAAUCAUGUUGCAAAUAGAUCCCAGGCCGACUAACCAGCGCAUCAACAAGCACGUCAACAACGACGUGAACCUCCGCAUUCAGAACCUGACCAUCCUGGUGAGGACCAUCAAGACCUACUACCAGGAAGUCCUCCAGCAGCUGAUCGUCAUGAAUCUACCCAAUGUCUUGAUGAUUGGCAAAGACCCGCUGUCUGGGAGAAGCGUGGAGGAGCUGAAGAAGGUGCUGCUCCUGGUGCUGGGCUGCGCCGUCCAGUGUGAGCGGAAAGAGGAGUUUAUUGAGCGGAUCAAGCAGCUGGACAUUGAGACCCAGGCUGGAAUCGUGGCCCACAUCCAGGAGGUGACCCACAACCAGGAGAAUGUGUUUGACCUGCAGUGGCUGGAGCUCCCAGACGUGGCCCCCGAGGAGCUGGAGGCCCUGUCCCGGAACAUGGUCCUCCACCUGCAGAGGCUCAUCGACGAGCGGGACGAGUGCUCCGAGCUGAUCGUGGACCUGACCCAGGAGCGAGACUACCUCCAGGCGCAGCACCCGCCCAGUCCCCUCCAGUCCUCCAGCGCCGACUCCACGCCCAGUCCCACCAGCAGCCUGUCCAGCGAGGACAAGCAGCACCUGGCGGUGGAACUGGCCGACACCAAGGCGCGGCUGCGGCGCGUUCGGCAGGAGCUGGAGGAGAAGACGGAGCAGCUUGUGGACACCAGACAUGAGGUGGACCAGUUGACGCUGGAUCUGCAGAAGGUCAAGCAGGAGAAUGUCCAGCUGGCAGCUGACGCCCGGUCUGUGCGCGCCUACCGGGAUGAGCUGGACGCGUUGCGGGAGAAGGCCACCCGCGUGGAGCGGCUGGAGAUGGAGCUGGUGCGCUGCCGGGAGAAGCUGCACGACGUGGACUUCUACAAGGCGCGCAUGGAGGACAGGGACACGGACAAGAAGCGGAUCGAGGAGCUGCUGGAGGAGAACAUGGUCCUGGAGAUGGCCCAGAAGCAGAGCAUGAACGAGUCUGCGCACCUCGGCUGGGAGCUGGAGCAGCUCUCCAAGCACGCGGACCUGUCUGACGCCUCCAGGAAGUCGUUUGUAUUUGAGCUGAACGAGUGUGCGUCCAGCCGCAUCCUGAAGCUGGAGAAGGAGAACAAGGGCCUGCAGAGCGCUGUGCAGGGGCUGCGAGAGGCCACCCUGGCGCUGGACGAGAGCAGCCUGAAGUGCACUGAGCUGGAGAAGGAGACCCGGCAGCUGGAAAAGAAGAUCGAGAAGUUACAGGCGCAGCUGGAGCGCGAGAAGCAGAGCAACCAGGACCUGGAGACGCUGAGCGAGGAGCUGAUCAAGGAGAAGGAGCAGCUGCAGUCCGACAUGGACAUGCUGAAGGCGGACAGAGCCAGGCAGAUCAAGGACCUGGAGCAGGAGAGGGACCACCUCAACCAGGUGGUGUGGUCGCUGCGGGAGCGGGCCCAGGUCAGCAGCGAGGCCCGCGUGAGGGACGUGGAGAAGGAGAACAAGGCCCUGCACCAGGCGGUGGCGGAGACCAGUGGCCGGCUGAGCCGGCUGGAGUUUGAGAAGCAGCAGCUGCACAGCGACCUGCAGCAGGCCAAGGAGAAGGCCGCGCGGGCCGGGGAGCUGGAGAAGGAGAAGGAGCAGCUGGCCCAGAAGGCGGCCUCCCUGGCGGCGGCGUCCGAGCAGGCCGAGGCGUUGGAGCGCGAGAGCCGGGGCCUGCAGCUGGAGAACCGCGCGCUGAAGAAGUCCCUGGACACCCUGCAGAACGUGGCGGUGCAGCUCGAGGGGCUGGCACGCGACAACAAGCAGCUGGGCGAGGAGAACCUGGAGCUGCGCAGGCUGGUGGAGAGCCUGCGCGUCAGUGGAGCCAAGAUGGCGCAGCUGGAGCGGGAGACCCAGGCGCUGCAGCGGGAGAAGGAGGAGCUGAGCGGCAGCGUGGAGCGGCUCAAGGCCCUGGGCAGGAAGUCGGAGCGCCUGGAGCUCAGCUACCAGGGCGUGAGCGCCGAGAACCUGCGGCUGCAGCAGAGCCUGGAGGGCAGCGACCGGAAGGCGCAGAGCCUGGCGCAGGAGCGGCAGGAGCUGGAGGCCGAGAACCAGGCCCUGCAGCGGGACCUGGAGGCCCUGCGGCUGGCCAGCAAGCAGCUGGAGCGGCUCGAGCUGGACAAAAGGGCCCUGGAGCAGGACGUGGCCCAGCUGGAGAAGGACCGGAAGUCUCUGGAGAAGGAGACGAAGCGGCUGUGGCAGCAGGUGGCGCUGAAGGACUCCGCUCUGGACGAGAGCGCCGCCAGGCUGUCCGCUGCCGAGAGGGAGGGCCGCGCGCUGGACAAGGAGCUGGCCCGCUGCCGGGACGCGGCCAGCAAGCUGAAGGAGCUGGAGAAAGACAACAGGGACCUCACCAAGCAGCUCACCAUGCACACGAGGACACUGACCACCCUGAGAGAGGACUUGGUGCUGGAGAAGCUGAAGGGCCAACAGCUGACCAGCGAGCUGGACAAGCUGAGCCAGGAGCUGGAGAAGGCCGGCCUCAGCAAAGAGCUACUGCUUCAGGACGAUGGCCCCAACCAUGACACAAAUUACAAGCUUUUGGAGGGCAGAAACGAGUCGGCAUUAAAAACAACGCUCGCCAUGAAAGAAGAAAGGAUCGUGUUCUUGGAAGCCCAGAUGGAGGAGAAAGUGAGCCUCAACCACCACUUACAGAAGGAGCUCCAGACGGUGAAGGAGGAGUGUAAGCUGCUCAGGAACCAGGGUGAGGGCCGGCCCCUGCAGAACGCCCUCCCGCACCCCCUGGGGGUGCCAGCCACCAGUCACCCGGACAAGGAGGUCUGGGGACCCGGCCACAAGGAGGCCACGAUGGAGCUGCUCCGGGUGAAGGACCGGGCCAUCGAGCUGGAGCGGAAUAAUGCUGCGCUGCAGGCCGAGAAGCAGCUGCUCCGGGACCAGCUGCAGCACCUGGAAUCCCAGAACGUGGCCUUCAGCACUCAGAUCUUGACGCUGCAGAAUCAGAGCGCUUUCCUGCAGGAGCGCAACACCACGCUGCAGACCCAGACGGCCAGGCUGCAGGUGGAGAACGCCACGCUGGGCUCGCAGAGCGCCGCGCUGGCUGCGCAGUGCACGCUGCUGCAGCAGCAGCACGCGGCCACCGAGGCGGAGCUGGAGAGCCUGCAGAAGCAGCAGGAGCAGCGGGCGGCGGCCCACGAGGCCCUGCUGCAGGACCACGAGCGCCUGGGCGCCCUGCACGAGCACCAGGCCGCCGAGUUCGAGGCCCUCAUCCGCCAGCACAGCGGCCUGAAGACGCUGCACCGCAACCUGGAGCUGGAGCACAAGGAGCUGGCGGAGAGGCACGGCGACAUGCUGAAGCACAGAGCGGAGCUGGAGCAGUUGGAGAAGGUGCUGGCGGCAGAGAGGGAGGCACUGCAGCAGGAGCAGGGUCUGCGGGCCGUGGCGGCAGGCGAGAACCAGAGGCUGCGGGGAGAGCUGGACAGGGUCAGCUUCCUGCACCACCAGCUGAAGGGCGAAUAUGAGGAGCUGCACGCCCACACCAAGGAGCUGAAGACCUCGCUGAACAGCUCGCAGCUGGAGCUGAACCGCUGGCAGGCCCGCUUCGACGAGCUCCGGGAGCAGCACCAGACCAUGGACAUCUCGCUGACCAAGCUGGACAACCAUUGUGAGCUGCUCUCCCGACUCAAGAGGAACCUGGAGGAAGAGAACCACCACCUCCUGAGCCAGAUCCAGCUGCUGAGCCAGCAGAACCGGCUGCUCCUGGAGAGGAGCAUGGAGAGCAAGGAGCAGUACCACGAGGAGCAGAAGCAGUACAUAGACAAACUCAACGCCUUGCGGAGACACAAGGAAAAACUGGAAGAGAAAAUCAUGGACCAGUACAAAUUCUAUGAUCCGGCCCCAAAGAAGAAAAACCACUGGAUUGGAGCCAGAGCCUUAGUCAGACUCAUCAAACCAAAGAAGGAGGCGUCACGAGAGCGGCUGAAAUCCGGCACAGACGGCCCGGCCUGGCAGCCCGAGACCUCCGACCCGGCCGCGUCGCAGCCUCUCAGGUCGCCGCCGGAGACCCCCGAGAUUGCCCCGGUGGGGCCCAGCGGUACCGAAGUGCAAGACGCCCCCAACGGGCCCGUGGGGAGAGGCCCGGGGGACCCUAAAGCAAAGCGAGGGUCCCCCCACGGAGGCAGCCUGGACCGCCCAGACGCGACCUCCGACCCCGCUGUGAAGUCCUGCUCCUGGGAGCUGAAUGCUCGCACCUCUGCAGCCGUCCCUUCCAGCUCCACGCCCAUCGCCCGGCACCCAAACCGAACCGAGAGCUUUCACUCCAACGACGCCCUGUGUGAGCCGUCCCUGGAGCUGGACCUCGCCGCCCACCGGCAGUGCGCGUCCCGGCCAGGCAGCUUAGAGAGCAGCAGGAACACAUCCAGCACCAGCUCGCCUCUGAGCCUGAAAGGUAAGUCCCUCCCGCCCGAAGCCGGCUGGCGUCUCCCCACCGUGUCUCCCCCACUGUGUCUCCCCACCCCUCGCGAGGCCAGCACCCCGGGACGCCCUGCCCUCGGCCCACACGAGUACCCCCCUCCCCGGAACGGGCCGCUGCCAGCAGAGGGCGCCCAGAGGAGCCGCGGAGGGCGGCCCUGCUCCGCCUCCCCGAGCAGCGAGAUGGUCACCCUGGAGGAGUUCCUGGAGGAGAGCAGCCGCAACUCGCCCCCCCAGGACACGCCCAACUGCCGGGACGACCUGCUCAGUGACUACUUCCGGAAGGCCAAUGACCCCCCAGCCAUCGGGGGCCAGCCGGGACCUCUGCCCAGGAAGGACGGGGAUAAGAUGCCCACCAGCCUGGUGGUGCCCACCAUUAAGGCGCUGGCCGGCCCCUCAGAGGGGAGGCCACUGAAGCCUGGCCAGUUCGUGCGGCCCAACUUCCGGAUGGCUGAGGUGGAGGCCCCGCCACCGGCUUCCAUGAAGCAGGCCCCUCAGAGCCUGUCCCUGGGCAGACCCCCGAGGCAGGCCGCCUUGCCCCCAGCCCACACGCCCCCCAGCCGGAGUGCGUCUCUGAACCGGGCCUUCAGCCUGGCCUCGGCCGACCUGCUGCGGGCCAGCGGGCCAGAGGCCUGCAAACAGGAGUGCGCUCGGAAGCCAGGGGGCCCCGAGACCUCCGGGGGCAGAGAGGCAGGCAGCCCCACUCCCCCCAGCGCCCACACCCUGGCCGUGGGGAAGGCCGGCAGCUCCUGCCAGGGCUCGGGCCCCCGGAGCCGGCCGCUGGACGUCAGGCGCUUCUCACUGGCCCCACUGCAGCAGUCAGCUGCGGCCUCAGCCAGCUCCAGCGCAGGGGCCGGCGCCAGCAGCCCCCAGGCCCAGCUCUUCCCGGCUGCCAGGACUAAGCCCAAGACACCCCCCCACGCCGGAGAGGUGGCCGCCGUCGCCCCUGUCCGCGCAGGGCUAGGCCUUUCCGAGGGGGACGGGCUCCCGGCUCAGGGCUACAGCGAGGGGCUCCCCGCCAAGAGCCCAGGGCGGGCUCCCGACCCAGCCCCCCAUGCCGGCCGGGGCCCGGAGGACUUCAGCCGAGGGGCCAGCUCCAGGAGCACGCCCGUGUCCCCCGAGCCGGGCGGGGACGCACAGACGGUGUGGUACGAGUACGGCUGCGUGUGACAUCCGGGCCAUCCUCGCUGUGGCGCCACUCUCUGCUCACAGCAGCGGCCGUUUCUCCUUGCCAGUGUAGCUGGGAACGGGAAGAAGGGGUCUCCCCCUCUCCCCACAUUUCUCUGAUGGUCUUUUGAAUGAAAACACUGUGCCAAGCCCUCCGAGGCUCAAGCUCCCAGGUGGACGCGAACCUUCUGCGUCUGCAGCCCCCUCACCCAUCGCUUUGCACCGAUCUGCUUUCCUGUGGGGACCAUGUAGCUGGCAGGGAUAACACUGACCGCCCCCCCCGCCCCCCGCCUUCCGACACUAGGCUUCACAUGCCCCCGAGAACACUCCUACGCACCUUGUUGACCUCUGUGCACAUGCACACGCUGCAAGGCUGGUCCCUAGAGGGUCUGGGAGGCCCCUCUCCCUUCCCUAAGCUGCUGGAGAAGACCCCAGACAGGCCAAACUACAGUGCUCUCGGCCCAGCGACGAAGGUAGGGGCAGGGUCCCUGCCCCGCUCCUGGCGCCCCAAGCACCUGCAGGAGCUCCCGCAGCCCCUGCUCUCUACAGGGUGGACUGGGCGGUGGGUCCCUCAGGGACCUCCUGCUCACUUUUUGAUAAACACUGGACGUGCUGGGGAUGACGGGUGGGGUGCCGAGAGCCCCCUCCCUUGCUCCCUGGUGGUGUACAUAGUGUAUAGAGGGGAACUGUGCCCAAAGGGUGCCACCCUGGACCCGGGACCUGGGCUGCGAGACACUCUCCUAACCCUAAUCUCAGAGAGGAGAUGGACUUACUACUUCUGGCGGGUAGAAACCAAAUUUGUUUUAAUAUAUUCCUUGUAUGCACUCUCGCACAGCUGUGUGAGAGAUACACACCUGUGGGUCUAUUUAUGUUCCAUUGAGAAUCCCCUCUUCUGUCAGGAGCCUGACUUGCUGCUUGGUGGAGGUGCCAGGUUCCUGGCCACCGGAGCUUCCCAUUUAUUAGGAAAGGUGCUUUUCCUGGGAUGAACCAAACCCAUCGCUAAGUUGUUUUGGUUUUGUUCUGUUGUUUGUUUUAAAGAGAUGUUUCUUUCCUUUUGACUUAACGGACCGAGACAGAGGCGAGGGCCUUUUGAAUGUCAACACGCUCCGUUCCAGGAGUCUCUGGAUCGCAAGGACAGGAUUGUAAUAAAAGACACGCAAAGAGAA